Messenger RNA from Vitrella brassicaformis, 1372 nucleotides. The record is from the annotation of a GenBank genome assembly. NCBI's taxonomy places the organism in Eukaryota, Vitrellaceae.
GGCAGAUAGGCCUUGUGCAUGCAUUCUGCAUGUGCCUGUUGCCUGUUUGGUGUGUGCUGUGGACAGAGAAGAUGCCUGGUUGCGCCGGAAGGUAGCGCCGGGCUUAGGGACAGGUGUCUCGUCAAACCCUUAACCAACCAACCAACCAAAAGACGCAGGGGAAGAAGGAUGGUGUUGCUAAAGGUGCUGCGGAAGAUCAAGCAGCGCGAGAAAGAGAUGCGCAUACUCGUGCUGUAAGUGAAUGAAGAGCAUUCAUGCACACAAUGACGCCGUGUCUGUUGCGCUUUGCCGUGGGUGCAGGGGUUUGGACAACGCCGGGAAGACGACCAUAGUGAAGCAGCUGAACGGCGAGGACGUUUCCACCAUCUCGCCCACUGUCGGGUUCAACAUCACCACUCUCACCCACAAUGGGUGAGCAUGACGGCAAGAUGGCCACACAUGCACGUGUCCAUCUCUCUCAUCUCAUCUGUGUGUGUGUAGGUAUCGGCUUCACGUGUGGGACGUUGGUGGGCAGAAGAGCCUCCGCAGCUACUGGCGCAACUACUUCGAGCAGACUGACGGGCUGGUGUGGGUGGUGGACUCGGCAGACAUACACAGGCUCAACGACACUAGACACGAACUACACGCGCUGCUCAAAGAACAGGUCGCUGACGGAGAGAGGGAAAGACCCAUGGCCACACGGGAUGCAUCUGUGCGUGGGAUGGAUGUGGGUGUCCAUUCAGAGGUUGGCUGGCGCCACUUUGUUGAUAUUCGCCAACAAACAGGACCUCCCCGGCGCCCUCUCUGCGCAACAAAUCACAGAGGCAAGCCCAACUGACCAUAAAGCACCAGCAUCCAUCCAUCCGCCAUCCGUGUACGUGUAUGUCAGGUGUUGGGUUUGGAGUCUUUGGCCAACCGUUCCUGGUCAUUGUAUCCGUGCAGUGCGUUGUUGGCUGAGGAGGUGGGCGGGCUGCUGGCCGGCAUGGACUGGCUCGUCAAGGACAUCGCCUCAAGGAUAUACAUGCUACAGUGAUGGGUGGAUUCCUGCACUGCAUCAAGUGGGUGCCGUGCUCGGACUCACAGUGUCGAGGUGUCAAGUGGACGCCUCGAAGCGUGUCCGUUUGAUCCCUUACCAGUGUGGGUUCGUCCACGGCUCCUGCCUUGCAGGCAGACCAACAAAGUACUAAGUAGAUCUCGAGCGGAUGACAGGCUAAUUUAUGGGAUGGGAUGGUGCAAGCGAGAGAUGGACGCACGCAUUUGGUGUGUCCAUUCGCCGCCUGCACGUGUGCGUGUGUGCACGGUGCCCACCACCUGACAGACAGACAGACACAGAGAAGCAGAGCAGGGCGGGUGCACGGCACGGGUGGGUGUUUGAUAGGGGAUCGUUCUUGAC